AUGGGUCGGGAACCCGUCCCCCGUCGCCGUCCUUACUGGGCGAUCCCAUCGCGCAAGGUCACAAAUAUCCUCGCCUUGAUCCUCUUCGUCGUGGUCGCUGCCUCGGUUUUCAAACUCGAAAUCGGUGCGCCCCCCUUCGACCCGACAUCGUUAUAUCGCCACCACUCGCACCCAGGCGAACCCGAUUUCUGGGAAUGGGAAACCACCUCCCGCUUCCCGCAUGUGCAGAACCCCGUCAAAAAUGAUGAUCAGCUUUGCGACUUGUUCCCUGCCUACCUGCUUUCGCGCAUCCAGGUUGUUCUGAAAAUCGGCGCCUCCGAACCGGCCGAUCGCGUCAACGCGCAAAUCUCCAGCGUCACUCGCUGUAUUCCGAACCUCAUCAUCGUCUCCGAUCGAGAGUCGCAAAUUAAAGAACAUCGUGUUCACGACAUCCUAGCCGCCCUUCCUGAAUCCUUCCGAGCCAACACUUCCGACUUCGAGGCCUACGAUGCGCUUCAGCGAGGCGAUGACAAGAUUGUGGCGGCGCCGCAAGGAUGGAGGCUCGAUCGCUUCAAAUUCCUUCCUAUGGUAGAGCGCGCACACGAAAUUAACCCUUCGGCGGAUUGGUUCGUGUUUUUGGAAUCGGAUACAUACGUGGUCUGGGAUAAUAUGUUCCGGUUUUUGGAUCAAUUUGAUCCACAUACCCCCUUGUAUAUGGGCUCUCCGUCCCCGGGACGGCGGAUCAACGAUAAGGAAGUUUCUUACUUCGCCUACGGCGGCUCAGGAUUCGUCCUUUCCACGGCAGCUGUCGAUAAAUUGGUGUACAGAGAAGUUGGAUCUCACGGAGAGUACAUUCAGCCCACGCUGAGUGAACAGUACGAGGAUAUCGUUAAAGCGGACUGCUGUGGUGAUUCGAUACUCGGAUGGGCAUUGCAUGAGAAGGGCGUAGAGCUCUCAGGCUUCUGGCCCAUGUUCAAUCCCCAUCCACUGCAUGGAAUCCCGUUUGACGAUGCCUACUGGUGCCAGCCAGUCAUUAGUAUGCACAAGACACUGUUGCCGGACAUGACUGGGCUGAUGCGGUGGGAAAACCAGCGGGAUCGCACUCGCCCAUUGAUCUACGCCGAUCUGAUGGAAUACCUGAAGCUGGGAACCGUUGACCAUAUGUCCGAUUGGGACAACGGUGACUGGGGUGGCUGGCAGGAACCUCCCGAGUCACCGGCCCACGGCUCCUUUGAAGCCUGUCAGACAGCCUGCCAUGAACAUGCCCAGUGCCUCAGUUUCACAUACGACUCCUCGGGACAUUGUGUCUUUGUUCGCACGAUGCGGCUGGGCGCGAAGAAGAAACUGGGCGAUUCGUCGGUGCGAUUAUCUUCCGGAUGGGAUUUGGAGAAAAUCAAGAACUGGCGGGCAUCUCACCAGUGUGAGAAGGUGAUGUGGAUGAAGCCCAGCACGGAACGCAUCUUCUGA
Aspergillus luchuensis is the source of this 1446-nucleotide messenger RNA. RefSeq names its product glycosyltransferase family 31 protein. Gene Ontology annotation, molecular function: glycosyltransferase activity. NCBI's taxonomy places the organism in Eukaryota, Fungi, Ascomycota, Eurotiomycetes, Eurotiales, Aspergillaceae. Gene Ontology annotation, cellular component: membrane. The coding region runs from base 1 to 1446 and encodes 481 amino acids. The transcript has 2 exons. The record is from RefSeq and is a predicted model, not a curated record.